Arabidopsis thaliana (thale cress) is the source of this 885-nucleotide messenger RNA. RefSeq names its product Cytochrome b561/ferric reductase transmembrane protein family. Gene Ontology annotation, biological process: transmembrane transport. The coding region runs from base 1 to 711 and encodes 236 amino acids. The record is from RefSeq and is marked reviewed. Gene Ontology annotation, molecular function: oxidoreductase activity; transmembrane ascorbate ferrireductase activity. The transcript has 4 exons. Lineage: Eukaryota; Viridiplantae; Streptophyta; Magnoliopsida; Brassicales; Brassicaceae. Gene Ontology annotation, cellular component: membrane.
AUGGGAAGUGUAGAUCCUUCAAGACUAUCAUUGGUCUUGUUUGCGAGACUGUCCGGUUUAGUAGUCGCAGUUUCGGUUCUGUACUGGGCUCUCUUCCUGCCUAAUCUAGGACUCAGCUACUCUACUCUUCAUCCUCUGCUGAUGGUGAUUGGCUUCAUUCUUGUAAGUGGAGAAGCGAUUCUGAUACACAGAUGGUUGCCUGGUUCAAGGAAAACAAAGAAAGCUGUUCAUUUAUGGCUACAAGGAAUGGCAUUGGCCUCUGCAGUGUUUGGGAUUUGGACAAAGUUCCAUUACCAACGUGGAGUUUUCGCCAAUUUCUACAGUCUCCAUUCUUGGAUGGGUUUGCUCUCUGUUUCUCUCUUCGCUGCCCAGUGGGUGACUGGGUUCAUGAGCUUCUGGCAUAGAGGAGAAGUACGGACUACAAGAACCACGUUUCUUCCCUGGCAUGUAUUCCUCGGACUCUAUACCUAUGGUUUAGCCAUUGCCACAGCUGAGACCGGACUGCUUGAGAAACUGACGUUCCUUCAGACCAAGAGGAAUGUCCCCAGACGCGGUUCUGAAUCAAUGACUGUCAAUGGUUUAGGGCUUGGCUUGGCUCUACUCGGUUGCAUUGUUAUAACUGCUGCUAUUUUGCCAAAGUAUCAGAGCCAUUCUCGUGAUGAGAAACUCGUUUAUUCAUCUCAAGAUCGUCCUAAAUGUUUGUCUUCUUGAGUUUUUAAUUUUCAUUCUUUUUAGUUUGUAUUGGUUUGGGGACAAACUACACAUCUCUGGUGUACAAAAAGAACAAAUUAGUUCUUCGAAAAUGUAUUACCGCAUUGUGACGAUGAGACUUCUGUCCACAAACUUUGCUCCUCCAACUUUUCCUUGAAUCUGAGACGGUAAAUG